AUGACCCUCGCUGCAUUCGUUCGCCUGACUGCCAUCGCUGCCACUCUCACGGCCACCGUCGACGGUCAGCUUGAAUUCAACGGUGACAUCCUCCCAACCAAGCUCAACUAUCAAGAGUACAUCUCGACCACCAAGGAAUCGACGGCGCACAUCGACAUUGAGCCGCUUAUCCUCGGAGGAAGCAUCGUCCCUCCCGGUACCAAGACGUACACGACGGGUGUGCGUCCGACGGCCAACGGCACGGACUUCUGCGGCGGCUCCCUCAUCACGCCGACGCACGUGCUUACUGCUGCGCACUGCAUGGCUGGAGACAUCCAAUACGUCUCGGUCGGCACGCAUUUCCUUAGUGGCACCGAAGACGGCGAGCAGAUUAAGGUCGUCAACAUGACGCGUCACCCCAAGUACGCGGCCGAGACCAACUCGUACGACUUCCUGGUGCUUGAACUAGAAAAGCCAAGCACGUUCCCACCUGUUGCACUCGCUGAAGCCGACGACUCGGACGUCGCUGCUGGCGGCAAUGCGACGGUCAUGGGGUGGGGAGCCACCGCGCAAGGCGGCGAGCAGUCGAACGAGCUGCUUCGUGUCGAUGUGCCGCUUGUGAACAACACUGCGUGUGCCAAGGUCCUGGACGUGGACGCGACGAUGCUGUGUGCAGGUGGAGAACUCGAUAAGGACUCGUGCCAGGGCGACUCCGGUGGUCCGCUCAUCAUGGAGCAGUCGGUCGAAGACGUGCUUGUUGGCGUCGUGAGCUGGGGCAACGGCUGUGGACGUGCCGGAUACCCGGGAGUCUACGCGCGUGUAUCCAUUGCGAGACAGUGGCUAAGCAGCGUCGCCCCAGACGUCAAGUUCCGCUAG
Phytophthora nicotianae INRA-310 is the source of this 855-nucleotide messenger RNA. RefSeq lists its product as hypothetical. The record is from RefSeq and is a predicted model, not a curated record. Gene Ontology annotation, biological process: proteolysis. The transcript has a single exon. Lineage: Eukaryota; Oomycota; Peronosporomycetes; Peronosporales; Peronosporaceae. Gene Ontology annotation, molecular function: serine-type endopeptidase activity. The coding region runs from base 1 to 855 and encodes 284 amino acids.